CAUAGACACUUUUUGAUUAUUCCCUGAUCUUCCGUUGUUGUCGUUUUUUUCUCCUAGCAACAAUGUGCGAUUUCGAUAUUGCCAGCUUCCGCGAAAGACGAUCCGGCACAAAAAAGAAGAAACGGGCAUCGAACAAACCAUCUACGAGCGGUGAACGUCCACCUAUACGAGACGAUUUCGCUCACUAUAUGAAGAUUCGGAAAACACUUGGAUUGGAUGACUCGGAUUCCGAUUCCAGUUCAAGUUCAAGUUCCUCUUCGGGUACUAGGAAGCGUAAAAAGAAGAGAACCAAGUAUAUGCCUAAGCGAUCGACAUCUUUUGCCUCUGAUCAGGAAACAGAGACAUCAGCAGCUACCCAAUCCACUCCCUCAUCGUCUCAACCUCCUAUACAACAACCCGAAUCUGACAUUCCCAAAUCAACCAUUAUUCUUUCGGACGUGGAAGACGAACCAGAGAAUACCUCCUUAUCCAUAUUGACUCAGACUACCGAAACUCAAGAAACCAAUACCACCAAUACCACCAAUUUAUCGUCCACUUCAACGACUAGUGAACAGACGGUGACUGCCAAGAAACCAUCCAAACCUGUUAUCCCAAUGAUUGAAAUUGACGAUCUUGAUCCAGAACUUGCUUUGAUAGCAGCAUCCUCUUCGUCGCCGCUAGAAUCGCAGGAGUCUAGUAAUACCCCUCAGGAAAAUGCUCCGCAGAAAAUACAGAUCAAAGUCCAGUUCAUAUGUUUAACCGAAUCCACCGAUCAAAAACUUCAAAGCAUUAUUAAUAUGCUCAAAAAACCUAUCAAAAUGAUUGUUAUGGAUAAUCAACCUUUCGAGAUUUUACUAGAUCAUUACUGUAAGAAGAAAUGCUUGACAAAAGACGACGUGAUUCUUGUUCACAAUGAUGUUCCGCUGGUACUGCGAGCGACCCCGGCUAGUCUGGACAUGAAAGCAUCGAAAACAAAUAUAUUGGAGGUAUACACUCGCAAAGAUUACGAAGUUAAAUUAACUCGGGAACAGGAGAAAAAAUCGGAGCUGUUGGAAAAGCUCAAUGACGCAUUUGACGAUACGCUUUUUGGUGCAGAGGAUGAUCCUUCAUCGGCAACAAAGCAAGAAGAGGGCGGGGAGCGAUUCUUUAUCAAACUACGGGGCAAAGAUAAUGUGGACGUGACACUUCGCGUAAAAAAGACAACCACCAUUGCUGCUAUUACAAAGGAAUAUGUACGCAUUCGAGCUCUGGAUCCCGAUUUGUUGCCAAGUAUUCAGCUAUCGUUUGAAGGUGAAGUUCUAUCAUCUGACUUGACGUUACACGAUACCGAUCUCGAAGAUGAAGAUCUGGUCUCGGUCAUGUUCUAAGGAGCCAGGAUACCAUCGGCACGUCUUAAAAGGUCUAUUUGUACAGUAAUAUGAAAAAUAAUAAUAUGGAAAAAAAAAAGGAUCUAUUAGAAUUUGAAUUUUAAGCAAUGAUGGUCAGCUUCCUGAUUUCAAAUUAUCCACGGAUUUGAUAGAGUACGGAAGUUGUAUUGCAGUUUACACUGUUUUUCUUUUUUAAAAAAUCUCAAAAUAAACGAUCCCUUUAUUU
Molecule: messenger RNA, 1572 nt
Organism: Radiomyces spectabilis
Lineage: Eukaryota; Fungi; Mucoromycota; Mucoromycetes; Mucorales; Radiomycetaceae
Exons: 7
Coding region: 63-1346 (427 amino acids)
Biological process (GO): protein sumoylation
Cellular component (GO): nucleus
Molecular function (GO): protein tag activity; ubiquitin-like protein ligase binding
Source: RefSeq, a predicted model, not a curated record